AUGUCUUCGGGUAAUGGUGAUUAUGCUUCGAGGCAAUGGAUGUAUGCAAGAAUUGAUUCAACGAGCAAUCAACUAUCAGAUGCUUUCAUUGAAGGAUUGAAAGAGUUUAUAGAUUUUGCUAAAAACCAUGUGAUGUUUGUUCAGAAGAAGAAAAUGUUUUGCCCAUGCACGAAGUGUGAGAACAGAAAGUUUCUCUCUGACGAUACUGUUGCUGGUCAUUUAUAUAAUAGAGGGUUUAUGCCAAGCUAUUUUGUUUGGGUUGCGCAUGGAGAACACUAUAAUAUUGACAAUCAACCACGUCAAACUCAGGAAAAUACAAGCAUGCCAAAUGAUGUUCCCAUGCCUGUUCCAAACCCUUAUACAGAGAUGGUAACUGAUGCUUUUGGUGAGGGUAUGUCGUCCAACCCAAACAUGGAAGAAGAACCCAAUGAAGAGGCAAAAAGAUUUUUCAAUCUACUAAGAGCAAGUCAGAAUGCAUUAUAUGAUGGAUGUCGAGAAGAGCUUUCACAGUUGUCAUUAGCGUCUCGAUGUAUGGCUCUAAAGACAGAUUAUAAUUUAUCAGAGAAAUGCAUGGAUUCUAUUUCUAAAAUGAUGAGGGACUACAUGCCUGAAAAUAGCAAUGCCACCGCUUCAUACUAUGAGACCAAAAAAUUGAUGAGAUCUUUGGGUUUGCCUUACAUGAAGAUUGAUGUGUGUUAG
This is a messenger RNA of Microthlaspi erraticum, 699 nucleotides long. Lineage: Eukaryota; Viridiplantae; Streptophyta; Magnoliopsida; Brassicales; Brassicaceae. The record is from the annotation of a GenBank genome assembly.